Molecule: messenger RNA, 2224 nt
Organism: Cryptococcus deneoformans JEC21
Lineage: Eukaryota; Fungi; Basidiomycota; Tremellomycetes; Tremellales; Cryptococcaceae
Product: expressed protein
Exons: 4
Coding region: 44-1435 (463 amino acids)
Biological process (GO): arginine metabolic process
Cellular component (GO): mitochondrial matrix
Molecular function (GO): identical protein binding; pyridoxal phosphate binding; transaminase activity
Source: RefSeq, a predicted model, not a curated record
UUUCAAUUAAGCCUGAAUCCUCAUCUCUUCCCUGCCCCGCAUCAUGUCCGUUCGCCUGUUUCGUAUCUGCCGCACAAAAUGCGCAGCCCCCCUCUCCAGGGGCUACGCCACAGAGCUCAAGCCGAACUUGGCCUACCUCCAAGUCACACAUCCCGAUACCGCUCCUGCCCCCACCCAAUCCCUUAUCCAAGAACACUCUAAGUACCUCCUCAACACCUAUGUACGGCCCCCCAUUCUCUUCUCGCACGGCUCUUCAUGCACUCUCACCUCCACCAGCGGUAAAGAUUACCUAGAUUUCACAGCCGGUAUCGCUGUCACUGCUUUGGGGCACUCCGACCAGGGUGUCAACAACGUGAUGGCCGAGCAAGCAGGGAAGAUCGGGCACGCGAGCAAUGUCUACUGGAACGAGCAUGCUGGAGAACUCGCCAAGUCCCUGAUAGAAAAUACUCGAACCCAUGGCGGCCUGGGUCUCGGCAAGGCCGAAGGAGAUGACAAGGGCGGCCGAGUUUUCUUCUCCAACUCUGGUACAGAAGCAAAUGAAGGUGCUCUAAAAUUUGCACGAGCCUACGGCAAGACAAUUGCUGAGGACAAAAGUGACAUUGUCUGCUUCUCCAAUGCCUUUCACGGCCGUUCACUUGGUGCUCUCUCAUGCACCCCCAAUCCCAAGUACCAAGCCCCUUUUGCCCCUCUGAUUCCCGGUGUCAAGGUUGGAGAGUACAAUGACAUGUCCGAAGAGAGGCUCAAGGACCUUGUCAACGAAAAGACAUGCGGUGUUAUCGUGGAACCUAUCCAGGGUGAAGGUGGUGUUGGUGAGGGGAAGAAGGAAUGGUUUGAAAUGCUUGGGAAAAGGUGCAAGGAGGUUGGCGCUGUUUUGAUCUACGAUGAGAUUCAGUGCGGCCUCUUUAGGUCUGGUGAAAUGUGGGCCCACUCCAGCUUCCCUGCCGCGGCCCAGCCAGACAUUGUCACUAUGGCAAAACCCCUCGCCAACGGUUUCCCCAUUGGAGCUAUCAUGGUCCGCUCCAAAAUUGCCAACGCCAUCUCCCCCGGUAUGCAUGGUACCACCUUUGGUGGGCAGCCUCUUGCCUGUGCGAUGGGUGUCCAUGUGCUCGAACGUCUCUCUGCUCCCGCGUUCCUCGAUAAUCUUCAAAGCACAAGUGCUUACCUUGGGAAGAAAGCUGAAAAGUUACCCCAGCUAUUUCCUAGUCUGAUCAAGGAGAUUCGAGGAAGGGGUUUGAUCAGGGGUAUCGCAUUCAAGGACGAGAGCAAACCAGGAGAGCUUGUCAAGCUUGCUAGGGAGAGGGGUGUUUUGCUUCUGACAGCCGGCAAGGAUGCCGUUAGGCUUGUCCCUGCCCUGGUUGUGAGCAAGGAGGAGUGCGACAAGGCUAUGGGCGUCAUUGAGAGCUGUUUGCAUAUCAUUGAGGGGGAUAAAGCAUAAAUGGUUAGAUAUGGUUUGCUCAUCCCAUAAAUUGGGUUUUUGGACGAGUGAAUUAUAUGUGCAAUAAAAUGAUACAUAUAUCACAUUGUAUGAAAAUCUACAUUCCAUUGGUCUCCCUCAGGUGUUGGAAGAUCGUCUUAUCUUUCUCCCAUUCGUAGAGCUGUGCGUAAUAUGCCACCAGCACACCCAGCAGCAAGAUCGCCACUGUCACCAGGAUUUGUGCAGUGGACCAACUUUCCUCUACCUUUUGGCCUGUUACCCAAAUAUCGAUUCGGCGCGACCUCGUGUCUUCCUUGAUGCUUGCUGCCGUCAAACUUGAGUCCUCGAACCACACGAAUGCUCGCUCUUUCUCCCAGUCAACAUGGACUUUGCCCCCAGCUGUGACUGUCCAUUCUGUGGACUCUUUUCGGAAUACGCGACGAGGAAGGAAGAUCUCGGUGUAUUCUUCGGGAGUGGGAGCCGCGGUUGACACCCUCAAAGGAGAUCGGAAACGAUAUGUAAAAGUACAAGCGUUUGCGUCGUAAGCAAGAGAAGUUGGGUUACCAGCGGUGGCGAUCGGGUAAGGGCGCUGCCUAUAAACGAGCUCCAACGUCAAGACAGUCGGAGCUUUUUUCGGCAUCCUGAAGGAGCUUGGUGCGAUUACUUUCUGAAUACCAGGAAAAAUUCUCCGCAUUCCACUGAAUAAUAUUAGCAUUUCCAUUUAAAAUUCAGGCAGAAAAGAGACUCACAUCAUCACCAAUAUCGUCGCGAUUGGCAGGAUUGUAGGUCCACAAACUGUGUAUCGUUAGC